AUGAAGUUCAUCGAACGCAACGAGCUCUCCACCCUCGCCCGCGCACUCACCCACGAAGGGCCCGAGUGCUCGGUCCACACCCGCAUCGAGCUUUACAGCUGCAAGAACAUCAAGCGCGACAAGAAGCUCUUCCGCGACCUCGAGCACGCCUACGCCGACGAGGUCUCCCACUCCCCGCCCCUCCCCUCCGACAUGGCCGUCGACCCCCAGGGCGAGAUGACGCCGUUCGGGCCCAUGACCGAGCCCCACUCCCGCAAGACCCUCUACCUCCUCAUCGCCACCCUCAACGUCGCCUUCCCCGACCACGAGUUCUCCGACGUCCGCCCCUACCACUUCAACCGCGAGGAGUCCGGCGCCGCCGUCCUCAACGCCCUCUCCACCACCCUCGUCUCCCCGCACCGCUCCGGCCUCCCCUCGUCCCGUACGUACUCCUCCUACCCGCCCUCCUCCGCCGACUUCUUCCCCCGCUCCGUCCCCACCUCCUCCUCCCCGCUCGACUUCUACGUCAAGCCGAGCCCCCGCGCGCCCUCGCGCGCCCAGUCCGGCACCCACCCCACCGUCUACAACACGCUCAACAAGGAGAUCAGCCUCGCCGAGUGCGAGGUCUACUCGUACACGCCCGACCCAGAGUUCGACCCGCACGCGAACGACACCGACGACGAGGACGAGCUCGCGUCCGCCGACGACGACGGCGCGCCCUCGAGCGACGACGACAUCCACUUUCAGUUCGACGACUACGACCACCGGCAGCACCGACGAGUCGGAGCGCGACCUGCCGCCGGGGGCCGCUUCCGCCGCCGCGGCGCGCUCCUCUGGAGCUCGCACUGGUUCUUCGUUAACCGCAAGCUGAAGCGGAUAUUGUUCAUCUCCAUCUGGGCGCGCUCGCGGGGGAUCGCUGCGUGGAUGGACCACGGCUCGGAUGUGCACGUUGCAUAUGGGUCGCCGGACAAGGUGUCCAACGAGCGGUUCCUUGGGUGGGAGGGCGCGGUGGGCGCUGGCGCGCGAGCGAUGGGUCUGAGCGUGAGUGCGAAUUUGUGA
This is a messenger RNA of Dichomitus squalens LYAD-421 SS1, 1038 nucleotides long. RefSeq names its product Maf1-domain-containing protein. Gene Ontology annotation, biological process: negative regulation of transcription by RNA polymerase III. Lineage: Eukaryota; Fungi; Basidiomycota; Agaricomycetes; Polyporales; Polyporaceae. The transcript is spliced from 2 exons. Gene Ontology annotation, molecular function: RNA polymerase III core binding. The coding region runs from base 1 to 1038 and encodes 345 amino acids. Gene Ontology annotation, cellular component: nucleus. The record is from RefSeq and is a predicted model, not a curated record.